This is a messenger RNA of Ilex paraguariensis (yerba mate), 288 nucleotides long. The record is from the annotation of a GenBank genome assembly. Lineage: Eukaryota; Viridiplantae; Streptophyta; Magnoliopsida; Aquifoliales; Aquifoliaceae.
AUGAUUGUACCAAAGCUAAUAACUAAUGAAGAGCUUAAUGGAAGUUUUAGAUAUCAACAACUUAGUUUUCAUAGUUCGUAUCUAGAAUUAGUGCAGAAUAUUGGGAUAGACAUGAGGGAUAUGAAAUGGUCAUUAUCCAGCUUGGACCCUGUUAUCGCGUCUCUGCUUUGUGAUCCAAACCCGAACUCCCCAGCGAAUUCUGAAGCAGCUCGCAUGUUCAGUGAGAAUAAGCGGGAGUACAACAGAAGAGUGCAUGAAAUAGUGGAGCAGAGUUGGACUGCCGACUGA